Messenger RNA from Cynara cardunculus var. scolymus (artichoke), 1131 nucleotides. RefSeq lists its product as uncharacterized. The record is from RefSeq and is a predicted model, not a curated record. Bases 1 to 1131 code for a protein of 376 amino acids. Lineage: Eukaryota; Viridiplantae; Streptophyta; Magnoliopsida; Asterales; Asteraceae. The transcript has 2 exons.
AUGAUUGAUGCCGCAAGUGGCGGAGCCAUGUUUAAUAAGACUCCAACCGAGGUUAGAGCUCUAAUUAGCACUAUGGCCGAAAACUCCCAACACUUUAGUGUUAGGAGUGACAUGAGAAGAGAGCCACAAAAGGCGAAUGAGGUCAAUGUUUCUAGUAUUGAAAGUCGCUUAUUUGAUCUUACUAACAUGGUUAAGCAGCUUCUAGUAGGAAAAGAGCAGAUGAAAGCUUGUGGUAUCUGUUUAGGAACGGGCCAUCCAACYGAUGCGUGCCCGCAACUUCAAGAAGAUGUGUUUGUGACGGCCGAAGACGUGAACGCGGUAGGAGGUUUCCAAGGUCAGCCACAACAACAAAGGUAUUUUAACAAUACCUUUGGCAACCAAAGACCUCCUCAAUUCCAGAAUUUUGUUCAAAGGCCGCCACAACAACARUUUCAACAAGGAGCUCCAUUCAAUCCAAAUCAAGCUACUUCUASUGGCUCAGGUAUGUCCCUUGAAGACAUUGUUAAAAAUCUAGCCACUAACACUCUUCAAUUCCAACAGAAAACGGAGGCUAGUAUUCAAAAUUUGGGAGCUCAAAUGACACAGCUUGCAACUGCCGUGAGCCGAUUGGAAUCUCGAGGGAAACUGCCCUCUCAAACGGAAACACCUCCGAAGUUGAAUGUGAGUAUGAUGACCUUGAAGAGUGAGAAGAAAGCUGGUAGAGCAAGAAUGAGAAAUGUUAUUGAAGAGGAGACGCCCGAAUUUGCCAUCCCACCACCGUUUCCCGAAAGGUUUAGACAACUAAAGAAGGAGUACAAGUUGGAAGCGACUCCCGAGAAGAUUGAAGACAUAUCUCAAACAGUUCAAGAAGCAGAUGGUGAUGAUGAGCAAGAAGCCAUURCGGAGAAAGAAGAGAAAGUUGUUGAAGUAGAAGACACCUUAAGGGUCGUGCAACCAAAGCUACCAUCUAAAUGCGAGGAUCCAGGUACAAGUACAAGUACAACCAAGAAUACUAUGGCUGCAGCUGCAACCGAUAGCUCCUCGACCAUGCGUUCUACCAAUAAGAAUGGUACCACUACCAUGAGAUCUGCAGAUGCAACCCACACCUCCUCCUCCUCCACCAAGCCUUCUUCCAAGAAGAAUACCCCAUAA